This is a messenger RNA of Lathyrus sativus (Indian pea), 786 nucleotides long. The record is from the annotation of a GenBank genome assembly. NCBI's taxonomy places the organism in Eukaryota, Viridiplantae, Streptophyta, Magnoliopsida, Fabales, Fabaceae.
AUGUCUUCUAUCUUAGAACACUUGUUGGAUGUGGAAGAACAUCAGCAACAACAUGUGGACUUCGCCAAGCCCAAAUUCCAGAUAAAAGAUCUAACAAAAGACUCAGAUGAUGGAAAAAUUCAUAUACUCAAAGGCAUCACCGUUGAUAUUCCAAAGGGUGUGAUUGUUGGGAUCAUUGGCCCUAGUGGCAGCGGCAAGUCAACUCUCUUAAGGGCUUUGAAUCGCCUCUGGGAGCCACCUUCCUCCUCCAUCUUCCUCGACGGUCAAGAUAUAUGUCACCUGGAUGUUCUUUCCCUCCGCCGUAAGGUCGCCAUGCUCUUUCAGCUUCCUGCUCUCUUUGAAGGGACAGUUGCGCACAACGUGAGAUAUGGUCCACAACUGAGGGGAGUAAAGCUAACAGACGAUGAGGUGGGGAAGUUGCUGACAAUGGCGGAUCUGGAUGCUUCUUUCAUGGAUAAGUCUGGUGCUGACCUCUCUGUAGGUCAGGCUCAAAGAGUCGCACUUGCAAGAACUCUAGCUAACUCACCUGAGGUUUUGCUGUUGGAUGAGCCUACUAGUGCAUUGGAUCCAAUAUCGACAGAAAACAUAGAAGACGCUUUGAUGAAGUUGAACAAGAACAAAGGCAUGACACUGAUCAUGGUUUCUCAUAGCAUCAAACAAAUUCAAAGGAUGGCUGAUGUAGUGUGUUUGGUUGUUGAUGGUGAAAUUGUUGAAGUUCUUAAGCCUGAUCAAUUAUCUCAAGCCAAACAUCCUAUGGCAAGAAGGUUUCUUGAACUAAGUUCUUAA